AUGACGUUUCGUAAGAAGGGCUCCAAGAACCCCCCACUCCUGAGCCUGGAAUUCAUCCUGCAGAAUCAUGCGGACUUUGUCGCCUGUGUGGGGAUGUUCUUCGUGCUGGGGCUCAUGUUCGAGGGGACAGCAGAAGUGUCGAUCGUUUUUAUUACUCUCCAGCACGGGGUUACCUUCCCUGCAGCCGAAGCAGAAGCAGAACGAGCCACAGCACCCAAGUUCCUUUAUCACUAUGGUGCCAAAGACUUGGCCACCGUGUUCUUCUACACGCUGGUGGCGAUCAUCAUUCACGCCACCAUUCAGGAGUAUGUGUUGGAUAGAAUUAACAGGCGAAUGCAGUUCCCCAAACAGAGGCAAGGCAAAUUUUAUGAAUCUGGUCAGUUUAGCGUAUUCUUCCUUGUCUCCUGUAUCUGGGGCACAUUCAUUCUAGUCUCUGAAAAUUGCCUGUCAGACCUGACUGCCUUAUGGAAGGCUCAUACCCAUAACAUGAUGACAUUUCAGAUGAAGUUUUUCUACAUCUCCCAGUUGGCUUACUGGUUUCACGCCUUCCCCGAACUAUUAUUCCAGAGAAGCAGACCUCAAGAACUCUCCCAGCAAGCUGUAUAUGUUGGUCUUCACCUCUUUCACAUUGCGGGAGCUUAUCUCUUGUACUUGAAUCACCUGGGACUUCUUCUUUUGAUGAUGCAUUAUUUUGUGGAAUUCCUUUCCCACUCUUGCGACCUGUUUUAUUUUAGCGACGAAAAGUUCCAGAAGGAGUUUUCUCUGUGGGCCAUCGUGUUUAUUUUGGGUCGACUUGUGACUUUAAUUGUUUCUUUGAUAACUGCUGGUUUUCAGCUGGCCGGAGGGCAGAAUGGGAGUUCGGAUGACCCUGCCGAAGAUGUGAACGUGUUGGCAGCUAAAAUUGCCGUUCUGUCAUCCAGUUGCUCUAUCCAAGCAUACGUAACAUGGAAUUUAUUUAAUGUCCAGCUUCAGAGGUGGAUGGAAGAAGAUGCUCCUCUUCAGGCCCCAAGUGUGAAGAAGAAACGUAUUAAGGGCAGAUUUUGUAGAAAAGGAAUGGAAAACGGUGUGGCAACUUCUAAUUGACUACUAGAUUCUCCCCAGAUGAGGAAAGAAAAGUCUUCAUAAUGAAUUUGCAAGUUAAUUGACUAGUGUCUCCAAAGAAGUCUGCUCUUUACUAUAACAUACCUUUCUUUGCUAAGAGAAGGAAAUGGCAACCAGUAUUCUUGCCAGGAUAGUCCCAUGGACAGAGGGGCCUGGUGGGCUGCAGUCAGUAGGGUCUCAAAAGAGUCGGACACCACUGAGCAACUGAGCUCGCGCGUACACACACACACGCACACACCCACUCACACACACACCCUAUCUUCCCUAGAGAAUUUUCUGUUCUUGAAAAUAUAUUGUCUUUGAUUUUUGUUACUGUACUCUGUAAGGUAUUUUUGAAGGCAUUUGAGGAGAGAAUAUUAUGAGUGCAAAAAAAUUUAGACUAAGCUAUUCAUCAUCAAAAUAGUUUAAAUAUUUCUACGCUGUUUUAUUUUAUUAUUAUUAUUUUUUACCUUUGAACAUUUUCCUAAUGAUUUGUAGAGAUAACUCCAAAAUCUCAUGUGUCAGUGACACAGUUCUUACUCCUGCCAAUCUUUUGUAAUGUUAACAAGAUGGUCUUUUAUAGCGAUGACAUAUUUUUAAUGUUCUCUUCCAGGAUAAAAUAGAAAUAUUAUAAAUCUGGAAUUCGACUUCAUUAAUUUUUCUGUAUUCCCUAAGUCUUAGAAUUUUUUUUUUUAAUUUACAGCUGGAGAAAAGAUUUGUAAAAUUACCAAAAUAAUGAUGUGUUUUAUAGGUAAUGGUUGUUACAUCCCACUAAAAAC
Messenger RNA from Dama dama (fallow deer), 1859 nucleotides. It is a transcript of the gene TRAM1L1, whose product is annotated as translocation associated membrane protein 1 like 1. The coding region runs from base 1 to 1083 and encodes 360 amino acids. The transcript has a single exon. Gene Ontology annotation, biological process: protein insertion into ER membrane; SRP-dependent cotranslational protein targeting to membrane, translocation. NCBI's taxonomy places the organism in Eukaryota, Metazoa, Chordata, Mammalia, Artiodactyla, Cervidae. Gene Ontology annotation, cellular component: endoplasmic reticulum membrane. The record is from RefSeq and is a predicted model, not a curated record.